Messenger RNA from Cinara cedri, 1693 nucleotides. The record is from the annotation of a GenBank genome assembly. Lineage: Eukaryota; Metazoa; Arthropoda; Insecta; Hemiptera; Aphididae.
AUGGAUUUCAUUUGUCCGCGAAUCGACCGGCUGAUAUCGUGUUACACGUGCGGCGCGCAAUCGUUACCGCCGUUUCAGCUGUGCGAGGCGUCGCACGUCAACUGUCCGCCGUGCUCGAAGCACAUGGCGCGAUGCGCGUGCGGCGGCCGGUUCGCGCGCGGGCCGCACCUGCUCCUGGACUGGAUGGUGUCCGCGUUAAAGUUCAAGUGCAAGUACCGGGCCGGGAUCGCUACGGGCGGCGGCGGCGGCGGCGGCGGCAGCGGCGACGACGCCUGUCCCCUGAACCGGUGGUACGCGGUCCACGAACUCCGCGAACACUACCGGCACGAGUGCACGCGCAACGCGUUCCCGUGUCCGUGGAACGAUUGCGAUCACGUGGCCCGCAUCGAGACCGCCGCCGACCACUACGAGGAGGCGCACGGCCCGUUCCAAGCGCUGAUUCCCACCGACGUGGACCGUUGGCACGACGUACAGUUCAUCAUACCCCCGUCGUAAGUGUCUCGUCGCCGUGUUACCACUGUUACCGCCAUCGUCAUUAUCGCUGUCACCCGCACCGUCGGUUGUGUCGUUGUGGCGAAAAACUAUCGGUAAACGGUCAUUAACCGAAAACGUUACACGUUUGACCGCGAUCGUUUCUGCGAUACCGUCCGGUGUUGUAAAACCGCAAUACAGGUUCGAUCGGUUUAACAAUCGCAACGCGUUAUAUUUUUUUUUUUUUUUUUUUUAUGGCGACGCGAGCGCCGACGAUAAUUUGUCGAGUGUCCGUGUUCGUUGUUAUUCGUGCGCUAGGUACAAGUCACGUUCGAUUGUAGAAACACGUGUGACCGGAGUCAAUAACGAUUCUCGGGUAGAUUUCGUCGUGCUGCCGGGACCGCGGGGGCCCGGGGCCUAAAACGGAUGAGUAGAGAGAGAGAGAGAAAAAAAUCAUCGGCAAAAGAUACCAGUAGUAACGCUCGUACGAAAGACCCGGGGCUACGGCCCUCUACCCCUAACACCCCCCUCCUCCCCCUUAUCGAUCACCAACCACCGACAAUUAUCCGGGGAAACGGGGGGCGGGGGGCGGAAAAAAUCAAAACUUGACGGGCGCAAAAUCAGAACACCAUCCGGUUUUUUCGCGGAGAAGCUCAAAUUUCGGCAUGGGGGUCCAGAGUCCGUUGGCUCCCCACACUCCCGGCUGCGUGCCCGAUCGGUUUGCGUUCCCGUAUAUCCGCUUGGGACGCGAGUUGUCCUCCCGACGGAACGUCCAAAACGAACAAACAUUAUGCGAAUCGUAAAACAGAACAACGCGUUCGGGUGCGGGGAUAAUAAUGUAAAUAUAACGUUUCUCGGGGUAACGUAUUGAAGUAACGGACCAACGAACAAAUUACGUUCCCCCCACCCCCGAGUUCCGUGUGUAACACUGUACGAUUGUGUGGGCGAAACCCGCCGGGGACAAUAACGCUAUGUGUUUUUCUUUCUGCGCAGGACACGGGCCGACUUCGUUAAAAAAAUAUUCAACGGCUAUUUCAUGUUCACCAUGAAGUAUCCGACGUCGCCGUACCGCCGGAAGCACCCGCACCUCAAACCUCAAAUCACCAUGCGAAACCUCAAUCCGGCGGAUCAGUUGCAGUACACGCACGAUUGGGAAUGGGACAUGUUCAGAAAAGUCAUUAUAGUCACCGUAACCAUAAGGGAGUUGUACGAUAACUGUUGA